CAAAGCUCAAUCUCAUUCUGACCGUCGAAGGAGCAACACGUGUUUUUCUUUUAGAUUAUCGAAUGUCUAGAUUUCCCACUCGUAUCAAGAUAAAAACUAUAAAAGAUAUGUCAGGUAUUAAAAUUGCGCCUUAUUUCAUUCAAUACCAAUAUAUUCCACAUUCGUAAUAUAAAAAACGUACAAGGUAAAAAAGAAAAAAAUGGCGGCAGGUAUAAUUAGAUUAAAAAGAAAAAAUUGUUUUCACUUUCUUGUACGUAUCUUUCGACACGACAAUACAUAUUGUUUAUUUAUAAUGUUAUUAGGUCUCUAUACGCAAUAACCUCUACGUUGCGUUACUUAUGUAUUUUAUAACAAUUGUUAUUCGUCCUUAUAAACAAUCGUCGCUAAUAUCGUGCAGAAUAAAAAGAUGGUAAAAUCGAAUCCUACGAUUCAAAGUGGACAAAAAUUUUCAUCGUAUAUCUAUCGUAUACAUAACUCGUGGUUUUAGCUUAUUUACUAAUGGCGACUAAUUCAUGGUUGAAACGCAUUCAAAAUGCCAAAAAAACCGCAAUUAUACAAGAUGGAAAAAGAAAAGUACAUUUUUUAAUGGAAGAUGGUAAAGAAAUGGUGGAAGAAUAUCAUAUGGAUACAAAUGUAUUAGUACGUAGGGCAUGGAAAGAAAAAGGAAAUUUCGUUAAGAAUACUGAUUGGGUUGUGGAAGUAGGAGAUCCAGAACUUAAACAGAAUAAUAUAGAAACUUAUGGGAUACAGGAAAGUUCAAGCGCUCCAUUUAUUACUAGGAGAAUUACAAAAACUGCUUUGGAAUGGAGAAUUAGGAAUUUACCUUAUCCAAUAUCAGUAUAUUCUGUAACAGCCGAGGAUGAUGGUACUAUUACUAUACGUACGAGCAACAAAAAAUAUUUUAAGAAAAUAAAAGUUCCAGAUUUAGAACGUAUUAAUUUAAUACCUGAGCAGGAUAGAAUUACAUAUACUCAUCAAUAUAACACUCUUAUUAUCACGUACAAGAAACCACCUGCAUUAUUGGACUUGGAGAAAAAAAUAUUAAACGAAAUUUUACCAUUAAAAGCAACAAAGGAAGGAGAAGUACAAUGCCCGACGAGUUAAUAAAAAUGAUUUUCUUUAUAA
Vespula pensylvanica (western yellowjacket) is the source of this 1125-nucleotide messenger RNA. RefSeq names its product protein DPCD. The transcript has 5 exons. The record is from RefSeq and is a predicted model, not a curated record. Bases 499 to 1104 code for a protein of 201 amino acids. NCBI's taxonomy places the organism in Eukaryota, Metazoa, Arthropoda, Insecta, Hymenoptera, Vespidae.